GCGGUGCUCUACAUUGUAUCCCAUGGUCGAAAAUUCAAAUACAGGACUCGUAAGAUGGUUCGAGAGGCCUUCGAGGCGAGGUUUGUUGACACACAAACAGCGAAUGGGCUUGGACAAGUGGCCGAUCACCAGCUCACAACAGGACGGAGGGCAAGACACCGAGGGAACGACCGAAGAGGAGGCAGACGACUACUUGUGGGACUCUGACUGGUCUUGAGAAUACCAGGUCCAUGGUAAUUCAGAAGUUUCGGCUAUGAUGAAGUCUCAAACAGCCCUAUCAGAUCUGGCAAACCGCCGAGAUCCCCAUGCACAGCAAAAUUGCACCAAAGCCCGUCUGUUAUCUGUCUUUCGCGUUUCAAACUUCAUGGACGGCAGCCUUCGCGAGAACAGCGCCGCCCCGUUUUGCAAGGACGUCAACGACUACUUCGCCCAGCGGCAGGAGCUAGGCCGCCGCGAGCAUGUACUCGCGUGGGACCACCACUGCACCGUCAAGGCCUCAGACCUAGAGCGGAGAGCAAAUGCCAUACUGCAGAUCCUCAAGGAGAAAGACAAAAUCAGGGUUUACGACGCGGCGCCAAAGAGGAAGGGAUAUGACGACCAGCUGCACUCUAGGGCCCCGGCCGACCACUUCUUGUCGAAUGUCGACCUGAUCCCGCCGACGGACGUGUUCCAGGUGGCGAGGCGGAUGCCCAAGGGAGCUCACCUUCACAUCCACUUUAACGCGUGUCUUCUUCCUAACGUCUUAUUGGAUAUCGCCAAGACGAUGGACCGGAUGUUUAUUACUAGCGACCUACCGUUGACAGAGCGCAUAAAUUACGAUCGGUGCGAGAUUCAAUUUUCCAUCCUUUCUCCAGGGAGGGAGAAGCCGGGCAACAUCUUCGACACCGCCUACCAAUCUAGGGCGACGAUGAAGUUCCGGCAGUUCCGCGAGGAGUUCCCAAACCACUUCUCGGAGGUUACUGUAGAUCGGUGGCUGGAGCAAAAGCUGGUAUUUCAUGAAGAGAAAGCGCACAACUCGCUUCAAACAGCUCAGGGGUAA
Microdochium trichocladiopsis is the source of this 1039-nucleotide messenger RNA. RefSeq lists its product as uncharacterized. Bases 254 to 1039 code for a protein of 261 amino acids. The transcript has 2 exons. Lineage: Eukaryota; Fungi; Ascomycota; Sordariomycetes; Xylariales; Microdochiaceae. The record is from RefSeq and is a predicted model, not a curated record.